Molecule: messenger RNA, 1604 nt
Organism: Onychostoma macrolepis
Lineage: Eukaryota; Metazoa; Chordata; Actinopteri; Cypriniformes; Cyprinidae
Gene: mmgt1
Product: membrane magnesium transporter 1
Exons: 4
Coding region: 94-486 (130 amino acids)
Cellular component (GO): Golgi apparatus; plasma membrane; EMC complex
Source: RefSeq, a predicted model, not a curated record
AAGUGCUAUUAGUGCGGCGGCGGUGACGCAGCGCUCACUGAAGAGUGCUUCACGCGCUUCGGCAGUGGCUCGAUCGGUUGUGCUCGAGUGAAAAUGGCCUCGUCCUUCUGGAAAGGUGUUGUCGGUGUGGGCCUUUUCGCCUUGGCACACGCAGCUUUUUCCGCGGCGCAGCACCGAUCCUACAUGCGACUGACAGAAAAAGAGAACGAAACAUUACCUAUCGAUAUAGUGUUACAGACUUUGUUAUCGUUUGUGAUCACGUGUUACGGCAUCGUUCACAUCUCAGGUGAAUUCAAAGACAUGGAUGCUUCUUCAGAGCUCAAAAACAAGACAUUUGACACAUUGAGAAAUCACCCGUCUUUCUACCUGUUCAAUCACCGAGGCCGAGUACUCUUCCACCCUCCAGAACAAGAGCCCUCCACUCCCAGCGCCCAGGCCUUGCCCUCCAAUCCCCUGCGGUUACGCAAGCUGGAAAAUUAUCAUUGAGACUGGCCUUCAGUGGGCUGCCUUGCCCAGUUUCAUUUGAUUAUUUCUUAAAUUUAUUUGUUAGCUCCUCGGUUGAAAGGGAAAAUAAGCAUAUUUUCCUGUCUUGUUGUAUAUGUGAAUAUGCUGUACAAACAUGCAUCUCUUGUGGUUACUAUUUUGUCAAUGGACUGUGCCAACUCCUUUUCCAGCUGAUAUGUUUGUAAAUACUUGUUAUUGCUUGGGAGUCUUAAAUCUGUAGGUUACGGCUGUAGCCCUCCGCUUGGCUGUCUCACACAGGGCACGAAUCAUACCAUGUACAAUGUCGGUUUGCCACAUUUUUGGCUGAACUGACCCUAACUGCAACCGGUUCUUCCCUGUCCCCGUCUGAAUUGAGGUCAAUGUUGUGGACCAUAAAUUGUAUUAGUGUUCAGAAGCAGUAGCUCUGAUUACCGAACUUCAGAUUUGAGCUCAUAAUACUGAAAAUGAUUAAAACUAUUAAAACAUGUCUGAACAAGGCCAUAAUAGAUUAUGUAGAUUGAUAGCAAUUCUAACAAUACUGUGAACACUCAGUGGGAAUGAAUGGUAAAUUUUUUGGUUUUUUGAGGAGGGGGGAGGGGUUUGGGGUAAUGUUUUCUGAUUUAUGUCUUGUUGAGACACAACUCCUUAUUUUUACCUUAAUAAAAUCUGAAAUUUUAUUGAUGAAUUUGCAAUUUGGAUGAAAUCCAUUUUUUUUUUUUUGCUUCUUUUUGUAAGUACAGUCUGUCUGGAUUUUUUAAAAACUAGAUUAACAUGUUCAUUUUGUACUAUCUCCAUUGUUAUGCAAUGCUAAGGCCUGCUAACUGGCCAAAAACGUUUUUAUGUUAUGCUAUAAACAAUUUUAUGUGUGGAUUGAUGGACAUAUAUGGGUGUGGUACAUCAACCUGGUUACCCAUUGUUUUCUAUGUAAGCAGAGAAUGGGCAGUUGAAAUGGUCUGAUUUAAGCCUGUAAUUAUACUAAUCCUUCACUAAGCCACUUUUUUUUUGUUAGAGGAGACCUGCUAAGUACCAGCAAUGGCAACCCCCUUAUCCCAGCGCUGUUUAGUCUCCUCCUCUGGCAUUAAUUGCUGCUUGACAUUGUUUUAAACAUGGAGAUCAUAUUU